ACCCCGCCCAGGAUCAGGCGAGGGGGAACGGGCUGGGCUGCGGCUGCCAACUCGCGCUUAGCGCGUGUGCGAACUCCCCGAGCGGCGUCCGGCGCCCGGCUUCCUCCCUGCGGGGCGCGCGCUCCUCGCUCCCCGGGCCCGCGGCCUCCCCCGCAGCCCUUCCCCACUUUUCCCCCCUUUGGCAAUCACAUGGCAUUUUAAGAAUGCCGGAAAGAUGGCGGUAGCGGCGGCGGCGGCAGCGGCGGCAGCGGCGGCGGCGGGGCCGAGCGGGGGAGGCGGCCGGGCGCCGCGGAGCGGGCUGCUGGAAGUUUUGGUGCGGGAUCGCUGGCACAAAGUUCUGGUGAACUUGAGCGAGGACGCCCUGGUUCUGAGCUGCGAGGAGGGCGCCGCGGCGUACAACGGCAUCGGGACCGCCACCAAUGGCUCGUUCUGCAGGGGCGCCGGCGGCGCGCAGCCCCCGGACUCGCCCGCCGGGGUCCGUACCGCCUUCACCGACCUGCCGGAGCAGGUGCCCGAAUCCAUCUCCAACCAGAAGCGCGGCGUGAAGGUGCUGAAGCAGGAACUGGGCGGGCUGGGCAUCAGCAUCAAGGGGGGCAAGGAGAACAAGAUGCCCAUCCUCAUCAGCAAGAUCUUCAAGGGGCUGGCGGCGGAUCAGACUCAAGCCCUGUACGUGGGCGACGCCAUCCUGUCGGUGAACGGGGCCGACCUGCGGGACGCCACCCACGACGAGGCGGUGCAGGCGCUGAAGCGCGCCGGCAAGGAGGUGCUGCUGGAAGUGAAGUACAUGCGAGAAGCCACACCCUAUGUGAAGAAAGGCUCCCCAGUAUCAGAGAUCGGCUGGGAAACACCUCCGCCCGAAUCCCCUCGGUUAGGGGCCGGGUCCUCAGAUGCCCUGUCAUCACAGCCGUGCUCCUUCCACAGAGAUCGGAAGAACAUCCCCCUCAAGAUGUGCUAUGUCACCCGGAGUCUGGCCUCUGCUGACCCUGAGAACAGGCAGCUUGAAAUCCACUCUCCAGAUGCUAAACACACGGUGAUCCUAAGGAGCAAGGAUUCAGCCACUGCCCAGGCCUGGUUCAGUGCCAUCCAUUCCAAUGUUAGUGACCUGCUGACCCAAGUGAUUGCUGAGGUCAGAGAGCAGCUGGGGAAAACAGGCAUUGCUGGGAGCCGAGAGAUCAGGCAUCUUGGCUGGCUUGCAGAUAAGGUGCCCGGGGAGAGUGAGAAGCAGUGGAAGCCGGCACUGGUCGUACUGACCGAGAAGGACCUUUUAAUCUAUGACAGCAUGCCGCGGAGGAAGGAAGCCUGGUUCAGCCCAGUUCACACGUACCCUCUUCUUGCCACCAGGCUGGUCCAUUCAGGUCCAGGCAAAGGAUCGCCCCAGGCUGGUGUGGAUCUGUCCUUCGCGACACGAACGGGCACCAGGCAGGGGAUUGAAACACACCUGUUCAGGGCCGAGACCAGCAGGGACCUCUCCCACUGGACGAGGAGCAUCGUGCAGGGCUGCCACAACUCGGCGGAACUGGUCACCGAAGUCACUACCGCUUGCACCUACAAAAACCAGGAGUGCCGCCUGACCGUACAUUAUGAGAAUGGAUUUUCUAUUACCACUGAACCACAGGAGGGUGCCUUUCCCAAGACAAUCAUGCAGUCUCCCUAUGAAAAGCUGAAAAUGUCUUCAGAUGAUGGAAUCAGGAUGCUGUAUUUAGAUUUUGGAGGCAAAGAUGGAGAGAUUCAACUGGACCUUCAUUCCUGCCCCAAGCCGAUUGUUUUCAUCAUUCACUCCUUCCUGUCGGCGAAGAUCACAAGACUGGGCUUGGUGGCCUGAACAGAGCAGAGGGGUGACUUGCCUUAGAGAAAAGGAGGGCUGGUGACAUGGGACACCAAGAGCACACACCAUUUGGCUUGCCACAGUCAGCUUUGGAUCCCCAAGUCCUCUCACCUGCCCCAGACUUCUCUGACAGCUUCACUGAUGACAAGGGGGGCUCCCAAGAAAACACCAUGAGGAAUAUCAGAAAGAAAACGGGCUUUUUAGAAUAGUAGAAGGGUAAAGAGGUGAGGGCAAAUGGAAAUAAAUACACAGCCUAGCUUUGAAAUAAUGACAAGCAAGGACAUCACAAACAUGAGAACAGCGCGUGCAGAUCUUAAUCAUACCAGUUUCUAGGCAACUGGUUCACCCAGGUAAGCAAGAGCUGAAUAGUUGAGGAAUGGACAUUUUCACCUCUCUCGCCCCCUGUAACAAUGAUCCCUUGUUUUAUUGUGAUUUAUUGCCUACUUCUAAUUGAGUUGACUUCUGCUGGUAAGGAAAGAGAAGUGCUUCAAAUGGAAACCCACCUUCUAUUUUAAGUAUGAAGCAGCUGUAAUUCUUUUCUUAAUGAAUUAUCUUUCAAUGAUGUAGAGUGAUCCUGAAGUAUUCUCAUUAGCAUAUGCUGAGCAGGAAUUAAAUAAAGCAUCAGAUACUGAUCUGAGCUGGAAGCUGGUGGAAUCUGAGCCAAAGUAGACUGUUUAUAUUGCAAAGCUUCACGGUGCAGAAGAGUGGUGUGCUUGAAAGACGAUUAAUCUGGGGACUGCACUCACACCAAGGUGUGCUAUCUUAGAGCCAAGACUGAUAGCUUUACUUACAGAAAGCAAAUUAUGGAUAUUUUUUUUAAAAGAUUGUCAUUUGAGAUGUAUAUGUAACAUAUAUAUCUCAUAUAUAUAACAUAUAUAUAAACAACUCACAUGUGGUUAACAAUUGUCCCCAUUCCGUGGUUUUCAGUGGAAGUACUGAGCAAUUCAUUGACCCUUGUUUCUGCCUUGCUUGUAUGCAUGCAUUUUCAAACCAGUCCUAGAGCAGCCUCAUAUAAUUCUGACAGUAUCCACAGCUCUUAGGCAUUCCAGGGAAAUAAUAUAACGACCUGAUUAUUUUUCUACAAGAAUAUUUUUAGACAACAUAGAGUGUAUUACUGAUUUAACGCUUUUAUUUUUACCUUUCAAUACAAAUUCACCAAAAGACACCUAUAUUAUUUGAUUUUGGAGUCACCUUCCUGGAACCUUAAAAAUUAGCUCUAGAGUUUCUGUAAGCAUUUGCAACUCUUCUUUCCCCUGUAGUUUAUAUAAACAAAUGCUCUGGAUUUGAUCUGUGUGUUUUUUUCAGAAUUGUCCUUCAGCAAAUACCCAUGCAAAGAGCUUUUAAAAGUGAAACUGUUUUAAAGGAAUGUAAUUUUGCCCACUGAGACACAUAUGUUUAUUGAGUUACAAAGCAGCGUCCAAAGUAUGUAUCAUGUAACACUAGUUCCAAAGGGCAUUGACUUAGAGGUGUUUUGGGGAGGGGGUGGUGGUGAGAAUGAGGUUUGAUGAUCAAAAAUGUGUUAAAUAUGGAGGUAAGAAACAGAUUUCAUGAUCGUGGGCCUCCUCAAAGACUUUAAUGUACACAUUGUAAUUCUUCAAGGGGGGAUCCUGUGUACUUACAGAGCUCCUUUCUGACAGAGCAUUUUGUGAAGCAAGUGUUUUAAAAAAACAAAAACAGGGCAUCUGGCUGGCUCGGUCGGUAGAGCAUGUGACUCUUGAUCUCAGGAGCCUCGGGUUCAAGCCCCAUGUUGGGUGUAGAGAUUACAAUAAAAUAAAAUAAAAUAAAUAAAAAAACACUUCGGGAAGCACAGCUUUAGGUCACUGAUUUUUUUUUUUUUUUUGGUUUCCCAUUUUAAAAUGCUGAAGAGUGAAGUCCCACCCUGAAUAUUAUAGGAAAGCUUUGAUGCAUUUAUAAAUUAUACUGCACUCUUUCAUUACAUAUUUUCGAAGGCACUGGAAUGUUGUUAUACAAGAGAAUUAUGCAUUGUAAAUAACAUUAAAAUACAUAUGUUAAUGCCAAUAGUUCAAUUCAACAAUAUGUAAUUUAAGGUGCUCAGUACUACAUGAAGUAUGAGUUACUUAUAAUUAAAUUGCAAAGAUCCUAUUCUAUAUUUAUAGAAAAGUUAAAAUGAUAAUUACAAAUAUUUCUUCAUCACUUAUGUUUUAGACUGAUUAAUAAAUGGGUGGGGGUCAACAAAUUACAUUCUCUGCAUUUAUAAAAACUUAAUUUAAAUAUUUAUAUUUUAGAAAAAAUACAUUUGAAUAAAUUAAUGCAUUUUCUGAAUUAAAAUGUAUUAGCAAGAAGUAGACAGUUUUACUAAGAGAAUUGUGUAUAUGAAUCCUUGUUUUUUCCUUCAUAGUUAAGUGUAUCAUAUCAGAGUGGCUAUGAUGAAUCAAUUUCAAAUACUCAUUUUUCCUUGUUCUGAAUUGAGGAAAUUACAUAAUGAUUUUACACUGUAGGUUUUAAUCUUGUCUUCAUGUGUGUUAUGAAUGUUGUGAAUGACACACAGACGUCUGGAUCAUGCCUGGGUACAGUCAGUGAAUCAACUGAUUCAUUUUGGGGAAUUUGUUUUUGUCCAGUCUGCUCUGUGCUUAAUCCAUUUCUUAUUUGAAUCAAUGAAUUAUUAAAUUCACGUUUGUCCCUUUAAGGCCAAAUCAAUACAAAUGGCUGAUGUUUCAUCUGUACUUAGUGGCAAGCCACCCAUUCGCUGGUAGAUGAGGUGAGCCUUAAGCAUCCCAGGGAUUUAAAGAAGGCCAAUAGGAAUACAGUUAGCAAUCUCUUUUCUGACUUGAACUAAGUGGAAAAACCAUCAACCUCUUAAAAACACCCAGGUAGAGGCGUUUAAUUAAUUCUUUCGGUUGAUGUAGUUAAAAUGCUGAACAAUGCAUUCACCCGAAAUGAACGAGCAGAGCCUUUCUUUUACAAAUAUUAGGGAUUCCAUCUUGAGGGGAUUGGAGUGGACUGGGGUGAGGGAGUAAUAUUUGAAUGUACGUUGAGUUAAAAAAAAAAUGUGCCUAGGGGCGCCUGGGUGGCUCAGUCGUUAAGCAUCUGCCUUCGGCUCAGGUCAUG
Messenger RNA from Neomonachus schauinslandi (Hawaiian monk seal), 4894 nucleotides. It is a transcript of the gene SNTB1, whose product is annotated as syntrophin beta 1. Gene Ontology annotation, cellular component: intracellular anatomical structure; dystrophin-associated glycoprotein complex; synapse. The transcript is spliced from 7 exons. The coding region runs from base 215 to 1822 and encodes 535 amino acids. The record is from RefSeq and is a predicted model, not a curated record. Gene Ontology annotation, molecular function: structural molecule activity; protein binding. Lineage: Eukaryota; Metazoa; Chordata; Mammalia; Carnivora; Phocidae.